Messenger RNA from Neltuma alba, 1953 nucleotides. Its product is annotated as EH domain-containing protein 1. The coding region runs from base 93 to 1736 and encodes 547 amino acids. Lineage: Eukaryota; Viridiplantae; Streptophyta; Magnoliopsida; Fabales; Fabaceae. Gene Ontology annotation, molecular function: calcium ion binding; GTP binding; protein binding. The transcript is spliced from 16 exons. The record is from RefSeq and is a predicted model, not a curated record. Gene Ontology annotation, biological process: endocytosis; endosomal transport. Gene Ontology annotation, cellular component: cytoplasm; plasma membrane.
UUUGAAAAUUGAAGAACGAAUCAUCUAUAAACGUUCUUCAUUCGAAGAGCUUCUUGAAGUUCCGAGGAGUAGAGUUUAUUCAAAGUUGAAAAAUGAUGACUGGGAGUGACUGGCUCAGUUCGUGUUCGAAGGAGCAGACGAAGAUCUACCAGGAAUGGUUUAACUUGGCCGAUUCAGAUGGAGAUGGCCGUAUCACUGGUAAUGAUGCCACCAAGUUCUUCGCAAUGUCCAAUUUAUCUCGUUCUCAACUUAAACAGGUUUGGGCAAUCGCAGAUACCAAAAGACAAGGGUUCUUGGGUUUCACGGAGUUUGUUACCGCGAUGCAGCUUGUUGCCCUGGCUCAAACAGGAUAUGAACUGACCUCAGAUAUCCUUAAAAAUGAAAUUGACAAGGAAAAUAUUAAACCUCCAGUGAUGGAUGGAAUUGAUGCUUUGCUGGAAAGAACUAAGAGUUUAACGAUCAAAACCCAACCAGAAAUAAAUGGCGCAGCUCAGCCUCAACCGUUGCCACCUACUCUUCGGCUCGCGUCAAAAUCAAAAUCCUUAAAGAAGUUACCUCUCCAGUCAAUCACAUCUAUAAUUGAUGGUUUGAAGAGAUUGUACGUUGAGAGGCUUAAGCCACUGGAGGUCACUUACCGUUUUAAUGAUUUCGAGUCUCCCUUGUUGACCAAUAGCGAUUUUGAUGCUAAACCCAUGGUCAUGCUUCUUGGUCAAUAUUCCACCGGAAAAACAACAUUCAUAAAACAUUUGUUAAGAUGUGAUUAUCCAGGAGCGCACAUUGGACCCGAGCCUACAACUGACAGAUUUGUUGUUGUCAUGUCGGGACCUGAUGAGAGGAGUGUUCCUGGAAAUACCAUAGCUGUUGAUGCUGAUAUGCCUUUUAGUGGUUUAACAAAAUUUGGAGGAUCAUUCUUAUCAAAGUUCCAAUGUUCUCAGUUGCCACACCCACUUUUAGAUGAAAUCACAUUUGUGGACACCCCUGGUGUCCUAUCUGGUGAGAAACAAAGGACUCAACGAAGCUAUGAUUUCACUGGUGUUAUAUCCUGGUUUGCUGCAAAAUGUGAUCUCAUUCUUCUCCUAUUCGAUCCUCAUAAACUUGAUAUCAGUGACGAAUUUAAACGUGUAAUUUCGUCUUUACGUGGCCACGAUGACAAAAUUCGUGUGGUUUUGAAUAAAGCGGAUCAGGUCGAUACUCAACAACUCAUGAGAGUUUAUGGAGCAUUGAUGUGGUCUUUGGGUAAAGUCUUGAAUACUCCUGAAGUUACGCGUGUUUACAUUGGCUCAUUCAAUGAUAAGCCCAUAAAGGAAGGCUUCGCUGGCCCAUUUGGUGUAGAACUCUUUGAGAAGGAACAAAAUGAUCUACUUGCAGACUUGGUUGACGUUCCUAAAAAAGCUUGUGAUCGCCGGAUCAACGAAUUUGUGAAACGUGCUAGAGCUGCUAAGAUGCAUGCGUACAUUAUUAGUCAUCUAAAGAAAGAAAUGCCUGCGAUGAUGGGCAAAGCUAAGGCUCAACAAAGGCUUAUUGAUAAUCUUGAAGAUGAAUUUGGAAAGGUUCAAAGGGAGUUUCACCUACCUGCUGGCGACUUUCCGAACGUAGAGCAUUUCAGGGAGGUCCUGAAUGGAUACAGCAUUGACAAGUUUGAGAAACUAAAGCCUAAAAUGAUACAAGCUGUCGACGACAUGCUUGGAUAUGAGAUUCCUGAGCUUUUGAAGAAGUUUAGAAACCCUUAUGAUUGAAGAACGAGGAGCUUCCAGGCCAAAAAAAAAAAAAAAAGAACGAACGAGGAGCUGAGAAAUUGUGUCUUCAUUCGUGGCCUUUUUUGUCACUAAACUGUUUGAAUUUAUUCUUAGCAUGCAACCCAUCUCUAGGUUGUAUCGAAUGGUUGGAUUCAUUUAUAUUCGUGAUCUUGUGCCUAUACGUUGUUUGACGUAUCAGUUUGCCCUCUUUCUUUAA